This is a messenger RNA of Spea bombifrons (plains spadefoot toad), 3878 nucleotides long. RefSeq names its product cyclin T2 (gene CCNT2). Gene Ontology annotation, biological process: positive regulation of DNA-templated transcription, elongation; regulation of transcription by RNA polymerase II. The coding region runs from base 38 to 2224 and encodes 728 amino acids. Gene Ontology annotation, molecular function: cyclin-dependent protein serine/threonine kinase activator activity. Lineage: Eukaryota; Metazoa; Chordata; Amphibia; Anura; Pelobatidae. Gene Ontology annotation, cellular component: cyclin/CDK positive transcription elongation factor complex; nucleus. The transcript is spliced from 9 exons. The record is from RefSeq and is a predicted model, not a curated record.
UGGGUUCGGCGGCUGACGCUCGGCUCAGUCUUGGGUCAUGGCGGACGGCCGAGCGACCCCUUCUCGCUGGUUCUUUACCCGGGAACAGCUGGAGAACAGCCCGUCCCGGCGCUGCGGCGUGGAGGCGGACAAGGAGCUCUCGUACCGCCAGCAAGCAGCCAACCUCAUCCAGGACAUGGGACAGCGGCUCAAUGUAUCCCAGCUGACCAUAAACACUGCCAUUGUUUACAUGCACAGAUUUUAUAUGCAUCAUUCUUUUACCAAAUAUCACAGAAACGUAAUGUCUCCUACUGCUUUGUUCCUGGCCGCCAAAGUAGAGGAACAGCCUAGAAAACUUGAACAUGUCAUCAAAGUGUCUCAUGCGUGUCUUAAUCCACUAGAUCCAUUGUUGGACGUGAAAAGCGACGCAUACUUGCAACAAGCGCAAGAGCUGGUUAUACUUGAAACUGUACUGCUACAGACAUUAGGCUUUGAGAUCACUAUUGAACACCCGCACACCGAUGUCGUGAAAUGUACCCAGUUAGUGAGAGCAAGCAAGGACUUGGCUCAGACCUCCUAUUUCAUGGCUACCAACAGCCUGCACCUUACUACGUUCUGCCUUCAGUACAAACCCACGGUAAUAGCAUGCGUAUGCAUUCAUCUGGCCUGCAAAUGGUCCAACUGGGAGAUCCCUGUAUCAACAGAUGGCAAACACUGGUGGGAAUAUGUGGACCAGACGGUUACUCUGGAGCUACUUGAUGAACUAACACAUGAAUUUCUGCAAAUACUCGAGAAAACCCCAAGUAGAUUAAAGAGAAUUCGAAACUGGAGGGCUAUCCAGGCUGCAAAGAAGCCCAAAUCCGAAGGCCAGCUCGACAAUUCCCUCCUUGGUUCAUCUCUGGUCCAAAGUUCCAUUUUGGUUGAUCCCGUUGCUGGUAUCGCCUCAAAUGCAAGUUUUCCCAAGACGACAUCUUCCGCUUUUCCUGCACCGGUACCUUUGAACUCAGGUAGCAUCCAGACAACUCCAGACGAAUUGGCAUUAAUGACCACGGCUAUGCCUAGUACCUCAUACAUGGCAUCCCACCACGAGUGGCCUCAGCAUCAAGAUCAACCAAGGACUGAACAAGCUUAUAACCAGAAACAAGAAAAUUCCAUGCCUGUUGCACAAUACAAUCUGAACUAUCAACCAAGCACUGCUGCACCACUCCAUGUGGGCUUACACCAUCGGAGCGACAAAGGUUCUGAGCAUGCCGUGAAGUCAGAACACGCUCAUAAGUCUGGGAGCAGUAAACAUCACGGUCAAAUGUAUGCACCUGCUGCGGCCAUUUCCCAUAAAAUGUCAUUGGACAAGUACAGGGAGAAGCGUAAACUUGAAACAGUCGAAGUCGACGUAAGGGAUCCGUACUUACCAGCACACGCAGAGCAGCAACAUCACAAAAAGCACAGCCAUGUGCCUGGUGGCAGCUCUGUGACGUCUCCCAUCAAAAUGAAAAUUCCAAUCGCGAACACGGAAAAGACGGAAAAACACUCGUCCGACAAAAAAGAUAAGGGCGGGUCGCUUAAGCUGCGGAUCCCUAUCCCACCCACAGAGCGGCCCGCCAGCAAAGAGGACUUUAAAUUGAAAAUAAAAGUAUCUUCCACAGACAGACACAGCUCGUCCGACGAGGGCAGUGGCAAAAGCAAGACGUCUAGCCCUCAUAUGAGCAAAGAACACAAGGACAAGCACAAAGAGCAUUCUUCCAACAGGCACCACAGUAGCAGCCACAAGCAUUCCCAUUCACAUACUUACAGCAGCGGGAGCAACAAUAAUAGCAAUAAACUUUCCACCGAUGGCAUGCCAACAACUGUCUUGAGGAGUCCCAUUGGCCUGACUAACGAUGGUGGUACCUCGAGCUCCAGCUCUUCGAGAAAGAGGCCGCAUCCCAGCGAUGCCUCUUACAACCACCACUCGAAAAUGAGCAAAAGUUCCAAAAGUUCAGGUAGUUCUACCAGUUCUUCCUCUCUUAAGCAGUAUAUAUCGUCUCACAACACUGUUCUUAACCAUCCCUUACCCCCUCCUCCCCCUGUCACAUACCAGGUGGGCUACGGGCAUCUCAGCACCCUCGUGAAACUGGACAAGAAGCCCGUGGAGAGCAACGGCCCUGAUUCCAGUCACGAGUAUGGUGCAAACAGCCAGCACAUGGACUACAAAGAUACAUUCGACAUGCUGGAUUCACUUUUAAGUGCCCAAGGAAUGAACAUGUAAUUGAAACCCCCCUCCUUAGUCCUUUUUUAUUUUAAUUUUUUUUUGUAUAUAAAUUCUACUUUUUUGUUUUUAAUUUAAAAACUAAAAAAAAAAAAAACAGGAGAACUUAUUUAACACUGGCAACAUCAAAUUGCCGCAGUUUCAAUACUUUUUAUUCUAAGUGCUGCUUCCCCCCCCCCUUACUUUGAAAAGAAGAAGUUAUAGUCUCCACGUAUGAUAGUAUUAUACAUUCUCUAACAGCAUGGAUGGUGCAAAAAAACUCAGUAUUCAGAUUUAAGAGCAUAAGAACGGGUGGCUGUUUCUAACCCAGUAGAACGCUUCAGUAAUUGCUUAUUUAUAAUUUGAAGUAAUUCAGCCAUCGCAUCUUUGUUGCUUAGCUUUCCGGGGCGAGUGUAAAUUUUUUUUUUUAUUAUUUUAAAUAUAUAUUUAAAGUUGUGUGUAUGACAUGCAUGUUUUAUAGAUAAAGGGAUGAAAACAGUAUGCAAACUGUUUACAAAAAAAAAGUGGAGAAAAAAAAUGUACAUACAUUUUUGUAUGUUUAGAUAUAACCAUACAAUACUCAGGUUUGGAGCUGCUUGUAAGGAUAAAAGGAUAAAUACAGAUUAACUGUCAUUGUAUCUCGUCAAAGUCCAUCAUGAUAGACAUAAAGGGGGAUGGCUUUGUCUUGUCCCAAACUUUCAGAGCUACAAUGGCGAGCAAAAGAUUUUUCACGGGCCUUUCUAGCGGAAUGGUUAAAAAAAAAAAAAAAAAAAAAGUAGGCCUUAAUGGGAUCCGCGGAACAGAAAACCACUACAGAGGACACUUAAUAUCGCGACGCCAAUUUUCCAUCACCCAGAAGACGUUAGUGGAGUCAGUGCCUCGAAUGCCACGAUGACUCGAAACUGGCUCCUGGUCAAUCCUUAGGGAUGUGAAGGAAAACAAAAAAAAGGAAUAAACAAAAAAUAAAGUUUACAUAAUCUUUUUUUGCUGUGAAGUGCAUUUAAAUGUUUAUUGGCUUGAUACAGUAAAUACAGACACACAGUUGCUACUUAAUAAUGGUUAUGUAGAGUAAUGUAAUUUAAAGAAAAAGAGAAAAAAAUUGUAGGAAAAAAAAAUCGCAUAGUGAACUUUUAGUAAGUUGGUCUUUUUCCCUUUAUUUUAUAUAAAUCUAUAUAACUAUAUACACCAGAAGUUAUUUUUAAUAGCUUAUGGGGAUCACUGUUUCUAUUUGUGCUUCAGCACGUCUCUGGAAUUGAGUUCUCGUCUUAUUUGGCCAUAUAGCCCCCCCCCAGCCCUAUGUAAAUACAGCCUUAGCAUUGAGUUAAAAAAGGAAGCUUUCCAGCUUUAUUCCAAACAAUAAGACAUCGCUGAUGUGCAUCGUACGUCUGAUUAUAGGUUUUUAAAAUCAAGAUUACAUUUCCUCAAAUAUCUGAAAAAGUCCGGUUUUAGCCACUCCCGUAGGUUUUUAACGUUGUCUGCUGGUGUCAUAAUGUCGCUUGUACAUAGUACGUGCAGUCUUCUGUUUUACACGACUCUAGCAUUUUCUAUUAAAAUCUAUUGCAUCCUGGAACUUCUCACCCGUCGUCACGGUAACCGGUAAUGUCUUAUCGUACUUACUGUAAAUGUAAUCUAUGCUGACAUUAGACAGUAAAAUAAAAAGGUUUAUUUUUAUUCA